AUGGCACCAUCAGCCAGGUUAGCUAUGUACAAAGUGGGGUUCUAUAGCAAGGAUAUCCGUGUCAUUGAUGCUGUAGCAACUGAUGUACUUGCUGGAAUGGAUCAAGCAAUUGAAGACGGUGUUGAUAUCAUGUCAUUGUCCUUGGGAUUUAAAGAGACACCAUUCUUUAAGAAUCCAAUAGCCAUAGGAGCAUUUGCAGCCUUGAAGAAAGGGAUAUUUGUUACAUGUUCUGCAGGAAAUUCAGGCCCUCAUGGAUACACCAUGCUCAAUGGAGCUCCUUGGCUCACAACAGUUGGUGCUGGAACUGUUGACCGUGAAUUGGGAGCCCGUGUUACACUUGGAGAUGGGGAUAUUACUGUCACUGGAAUAUCUAUGUAUCCAGAGAAUUUGUUUAUCUCUAGGAUUCCUCUAUAUUUUGGACAUGGAAAUAGAAGAAAGGAACUCUGUGAUUGGAACUCUUUAGAUUCCAAAGAUGUUGCAGGCAAGUUUGUCUUCUGCGACUAUGAUAAUGAAUCAUCAGUGUUUCGAUCUGAAGACAUAUAUGGUACAGAUAUUGCUGGAGCUAUCUUCAGUUCGGACGAUGGGGAAUUCCAAGAACCUGCUGAAUUUUAUCUGCCAUUUGUUACAGCGAACGCAAAAGAUGGAGAUUUAAUAAAGACUUACAUACUCAAUACAACAAACGCAACAGUUAGUGUUAGGUUUGGUAUAACCACACUAGGCACGAAGCCAGCUCCAAAAGUAGCAUAUUUUUCCUCGCGAGGACCCGAUAGGAGAUCCCCAUGGAUUCUGAAACCUGAUAUCUUAGCUCCUGGGUAUCUUAUUUUGGCAGCAUGGGUUCCUAACAGGGGCUUCGCACCGAUUCGUGACCAUGAUUAUUUGCUGACAGAUUAUGCUCUUGUCUCUGGCACAUCAAUGUCAUGCCCCCACACAGCUGGUGUAGCUGCACUGCUCAAAGCUACCCACCGUGACUGGAGCUCAGCUGCCAUCCGAUCAGCUAUGAUGACUACAGCAGAUGUUACAGACAAUGCAAAUGGUAGAAUCAUUGAUAUGACCACCGCAGUUGCUGGUACCCCUCUUGAUUUUGGAGCAGGGCACUUGAAUCCUAACAAGGCCAUGGACCCUGGACUAGUGUAUGAUAUUGAGGUUGAGGAUUACAUUAACUAUCUCUGUGCAUUGAACUACACAAGCCAGCAGAUCCAAAUCAUCACAGGAACAUCGAAUUUUAGUUGCAAAUAUGCAAGUUUGGAUCUUAAUUAUCCUUCUUUCAUUGUCAUCUUGAACAAGACUAAUUCAACUACCUCUACCUUCAGGAGGGUGUUGCUGAAUGUGGCAGAUACAGCCUCCAUUUAUAACGCGGUGGUGGAAGCUCCCCCGGGCAUGAAAGUUGUCGCGCAACCAUCAACAGUCAACUUUCCGGGAAAAUAUACCAAAGCAGAGUUUAACCUGACUGUGGAAAUCAAUUUGGAAGUUGACAGUGUUGCUCCACAGAGUGAUUGUUUUGGGAAUUAUGGAUUCUUGAGCUGGAACGAGGUUAAUGGAACGCAUGUGAUUAGAAGUCCCAUUGUCUCUGCUAUUGCAUCAGCCAAGAACCCCUAA
Molecule: messenger RNA, 1596 nt
Organism: Hevea brasiliensis (rubber tree)
Lineage: Eukaryota; Viridiplantae; Streptophyta; Magnoliopsida; Malpighiales; Euphorbiaceae
Product: subtilisin-like protease SBT3
Exons: 1
Coding region: 1-1596 (531 amino acids)
Biological process (GO): proteolysis
Molecular function (GO): serine-type endopeptidase activity
Source: RefSeq, a predicted model, not a curated record